AUGGACCAAAAUAUAAAAGAAAUAUCUUUACCAUCAACAUCAUUUGUUGAAAAUUAUUUUUAUUAUCCAAAUGGAGAAUUUAAACAUCCAGAUGAUAUUAAUCAAUUAGUUGAAUAUGAUUAUAAUUAUCAAUUAUAUCUUAUGGCUCAUUAUGGUUCGAUUGGGACAAUAUGCAAUAUGUUUAUUUAUGUCGAGAUUUUACUUCAAUGGUCUGAUUUAGUAAAACUUCGUUUUGGUUCACGACGUGAAGAUUGUCCAUCAUUAUAUAGAUAUAUGAAAGAAUAUACACGUUUAAUAGCCAAAACAUUUCAUGGUUCUCGUCUUGAUCAUUAUCAUUCAACACCAUUAUGGUUUGCAGAACUGAACUUUUUACUCGAAAUAUUUAAACAAUCUUGGAGAGCAAAUAAUGCAUAUGAAUUAGCUCAAUAUGUAUCAUUAGUAAGUGAAGAUGAUCCAAUAGAUUCAUUUAAAAAAAAAAAUAAUUAUCGUCAAUUAUUAUCAAAUAAACCAUAUUUAUGGUUUUAUGAUAAUACACAUGAUAAUCCAUGUCAAAUUGAAAGAAGAUCAAUUGAAGAUACAAUAACACGUUCAGUAUGUGUUUCUAUGGCUUAUUGUUCAACUGGUUCAAAUCGAGGUUAUGAUGAAUUAAUUCCACAUUAUAUUGAUGUUGUUCAUGAAACAAGAUUUUAUUCUCGAUGGGAUUUGAAAUCAAAACAAACUAAUGAUAAAAAUUGCUAUGAUUUAUUUUAA
Rotaria sp. Silwood1 is the source of this 750-nucleotide messenger RNA. The record is from the annotation of a GenBank genome assembly. Lineage: Eukaryota; Metazoa; Rotifera; Eurotatoria; Philodinida; Philodinidae.